Leptidea sinapis is the source of this 3151-nucleotide messenger RNA. RefSeq names its product probable cytosolic Fe-S cluster assembly factor GI11683. Gene Ontology annotation, molecular function: 4 iron, 4 sulfur cluster binding. The transcript is spliced from 8 exons. Bases 120 to 1556 code for a protein of 478 amino acids. Gene Ontology annotation, biological process: iron-sulfur cluster assembly. Lineage: Eukaryota; Metazoa; Arthropoda; Insecta; Lepidoptera; Pieridae. The record is from RefSeq and is a predicted model, not a curated record. Gene Ontology annotation, cellular component: cytosolic [4Fe-4S] assembly targeting complex.
GUAAAAAAUCUAAAAAUGACAAUUUGUAAACAAAGCAUAAAAAUUUCUAUUUUAUUAGAAUAAUUUAUAUGUUGUUAUUAUAGUUAUAUUUAAUAAUUAUUUAUAAGAAAAUACACAAAAUGGCUUCUAGAUUUAGUGGUGCUCUACAAUUGACUGAUUUGGAUGACUUCAUAACACCGUCUCAGGAAUGUAUCAAACCAGUGAAAAUAGAAAAAACGAAAAGUAAAACAGGAGCCAAAAUCAAAAUAGGCGAAGAUGGCUAUUUUGAUUUAUCUACCGGUACAGAACAAAAACUGCAGAAGGUGGAAAUUACGCUAGCUGAUUGCUUAGCUUGCAGCGGAUGUAUCACUUCUGCUGAGAGUGUCCUUGUCACGAAACAAAGUCAAGAAGAACUUUUACGAGUAUUAUCAGAGCGGAAGUAUACAGACUCUCAUGGUGUGAGCAGAGAUGUGGGCUUGGUGGUGAUUUCUCUGUCUCCACAGCCCAUUCUAUCACUAGCAGCCAGAUAUAAGCUCAGCCCAGAUGAUACUACCAAGAAACUAGCAGGAUUCUUCAAACAGUUGGGGGCAGACUUAGUACUCGAUAUGACAGUUGCAGAGGACUUAUCUCUAUUAGAAGCACAACAGGAGUUCAUUGAGCGAUAUAAUAACCAUCAGGACGACCCUAGUGGUAAACAUUUACCAAUGCUUGCGAGCUCAUGUCCAGGUUGGGUAUGUUACGCAGAGAAAACACACGGGAACUUCAUCCUGCCGUACAUAUCGAGUACGAAGUCUCCUCAGCAGAUUAUGGGCUCGCUGGUGAAGCAGCAGCUGUGUCGGCAGCGGGAGCUGAGCGCGGGUUCCAUCUACCACGUGACUGUGAUGCCCUGCUACGACAAGAAGCUGGAGGCGUCACGCGAGGACUUCUACAGCGACGUGCUGUCGUGUCACGACGUGGACUGUGUCAUUACCGCCAUUGAGCUGGAGCAAAUGUUGUCUAACAGAGACCUUUCCCUGGCUGACGUAAACGGCGUGGAACUAGAUCGCGUGUGGGGCGAAGAGGCGGGCAUUCGGAGACACGUGGGCUCGGGCUCUGGGGGCUACGCAGACCAUGUGCUGAUGUACGCGGCUAGGCAACUGUUCGGAGAGGAGGUGCAGCCUGUGUAUAAGAACCUGAGGAACCCAGACUUCAGGGAGGUGACGCUGGAGCGAGAGGGUACCGUACUGCUGCGAUUUGCGAUCGCCAACGGCUUCCGUAAUAUCCAGAAUUUGGUGCAAAAACUGAAGCGUGGCAAGUCGCCCUACCACUACGUUGAGGUUAUGGCGUGUCCCUCAGGUUGUCUGAACGGUGGCGCGCAAGUCCGACCGUCACAAGGGGAGAGUACCAAAGAGCGAGUCGGUGAGCUAGAGACAUUGUACAGGGGUCUCUCGCUCGCGGAACCCGAGCGCAACGCAGCCGUCGCUCGGCUGUACUCGGAGUGGCUCGGCGGCGCGGGCUCGGACAAAGCGGCCGCCAUCUUGCACACCAAGUACCACGCGUUAGAGAAACAGGACAUUGCACUCAAUAUAAAGUGGUGAUUGUGGGGAGAGACGAAAACAAUUUAGUUAAGAACAACUCUGUUCCUCGAAGGAAUCAAAUCUGUCCUCUGCUACUCUCUAUUGUCACCACUGCAAACGAAGUACUUGCAUAUGCUGCAGCCUGCCAGAUACAACUCUACAGCACUAAUGCCCAUUUUCACCAAUGGUUUGGGAUUUACUAAUUUUAUAGAUACCCGUUUAUGCAAAGAAUUAUAUGAUUAUAUUAACCGAUAUUAAAGGAGACCAGAAGGUCUCUAAUAAUAAGUUAUCUUAAAUUUUAAUAUUUACCGGUAAAGAGUUACGAUUGGCACAUUCUUAUGAAAAAGGCCUGUCACAUAGGUAAGUGUAGUUCACUGGGUGAAACGUAUUCUUAGACAGGGGUCCUUUAUUUUAACAGGCACAUAGUUAUGUAUCGACUUAGGCAACGUUGGUGAAAUAGCUUAUAAGAGUCUGGUUCUUCCUGGAAGCAACGGGUCUAAGAAGUUAAAUUUGCAAUGGCACAUGAAGGUCAAAAACACCGUAAAGAUUCAUCAUAAAUCUUAAUUGAAAAGCGUUAAUAGAGUUAAGAUUAUGCGGUUUUCAAGGAACUUUCUUCCACGUACUACAAAGCUGUGGAAUGAGCUUCCUUGUGCGGUAUUUUCGGGACGAUACGAUAUAGGUACCUUCAAAAAAGCGAGUACACCUUUAAAAAAGCGAGUACACCUUUAAAAGGCCGCAACGCUCAUGUAAUUCCGCUGGUGAUGGAAGCGAAUCUCGUUUGUCUUCCUAAUCUAUAAAAAAAAAUAUAUAGGCCUAUUACUUACUCUUUUAAUAGUCUUGUUUAUUGCAAAUUUAUUCCACUAGUAAAACCAAGUAUACUUAUGGAUUUAGAUAAAUAUUGAUGUAAUAAACUGUGUUUUAGGGACUGAUUAAUCUUGUAAGAUUUAUGGCCGUUCCCAAUAUUCAGUCUAUCUCAUACUUGAGAUAAAAAUCGUAACCAUCGUUGACUUUUCUGUCCCAAUAAACUUAUCGACGGUAACUCAUCUUAUCCGUACACGCUGUCUGUCAAUGGGACGACGUAUAGCUUACCAACCUUACUUACUAGCGUCCCAAUAUAGGGCGAUAAUAAUGACUUAUCGGGUAUAUUGGGACAGCUUCAGAGUAUUGACAGCUAAUUACUACAGUAGACGGUAGUAAUUUCUCUCUAUCUGUAGAUAGUAUAUUGGGAACGGCCGUAAGUUGAAUGAAAUUAUUGUUGAUUCGGUUUUUAAGUUUGUUUUGAGCAGUUUGUUAUUUUUUAAGUUAUAUCGUUCACGUCUGGGAUUAUGUAUACCAGUUUUAGCUGGGGCGUAACUCGAGGGUCGUUGGCACUAAUCUCACAUCCCCCAUAAAUUUGUAGAAAUUAAGUUUGUUUUGAAUGGUUCUAUUCAAAUGUUCCGUUUAGUAUAAUAUUGUGUAUUUGUGAGUGGAACUGUAUAUUCAAUUGAAUAAAUAAAUAACGUAUCUGCCACGUAUUAGCAUAAGCGAUCAUGCAAUGGUUUGUGUAUAAUGUAUAUGUAGUUGUAAGAAAUUGUUAUGUAAAUAUAUAAUAUGUUAAAAUAUUAUAAUAUACUUUA